This is a messenger RNA of Pseudomyrmex gracilis, 5671 nucleotides long. RefSeq lists its product as uncharacterized. Gene Ontology annotation, biological process: negative regulation of protein kinase activity; protein dephosphorylation. The record is from RefSeq and is a predicted model, not a curated record. The coding region runs from base 27 to 5519 and encodes 1830 amino acids. Gene Ontology annotation, molecular function: cation binding; protein serine/threonine phosphatase activity. The transcript is spliced from 10 exons. Lineage: Eukaryota; Metazoa; Arthropoda; Insecta; Hymenoptera; Formicidae.
UCGCCAGAGCCGCGGAAACCACGACAAUGGCCAUGGACUGCGUGGACGGCAAUUAUCUCGGCGAGUAUUCGCGAUUCUUCGCCGACUUCGUCGCCCGGGUUAAUCCGGACGAUCAGCUGCCGGUGAAGGUGAGCGCGUACGACAUCGAGGAGACCGAGCUGGUCGGUGAGAUCAUCCGCCUGACGCUGCAGUACCUCAAUCAGACAUACUGUCCGCCAAGUUUGCAGUCCUACAUUGUGCAUCUCGUGAUACAAGCGAUCAAAACGACAUGCAAGAAACAACCGGAAAUCUGCGGGUUGAGGCAGCAAGAAAAAACGUACGCGCCCUUGAAGCUCAUGCAAGCCGUCACGAACGAAGUGAACGAGAUCUGCAGGCGAUAUUUAGAUAACAGCAGGUUGGCGCUGCUUCCGCCGCCUUCACCGUUGACCCCGCAAGUCGCGGUCGGUGCCAUCAGAAACCUAAGGAGAAAAAUGGAAGAUCGUCACGUGGUCAUACACGAUCUGCACACCGUUUUCAACAUUCAGGACGAUACUGUCGCGAAUUACUACGCCGUGUUCGACGGCCACGGCGGACAGGACGCAGCGGCGUACUGCGCGACGCAUUUACAUCAGUAUCUGGUCGAGAGCGUUCAUUAUCCCACGGAUCCGAAACAAGCGUUACGCGACGCUUUCCUGACCACCGAUGCGCAAUUUAUCGAGAAAUCGAAUAUCAAGAAAUUGAACGGCGGAACCACCGCGGUGUGCGCGCUGGUGAUAAAUAAAAAACUGUACAUAGCUUGGGUGGGCGAUUCCAUGGCGUCGCUGGUCUCGAGAGGCGAGGUGAUGAACCUGGUGAAUCCGCACCGACCCACGCGAGAAGACGAGACCGAACGGAUCACCAACAUGGGAGGAGCCGUCGUUCAUUGCAUGGGGGUUUUGCGAGUGAACGGAUUUCUGAGCAUAUCCAGAGCGAUAGGCGAUGUCCUGUACAAACCGUUCAUCAGCGGCGAGCCCGAGGUCCGAUGCGUGCAUCUGGACGGCACCGAAGAUUUCCUCAUAAUCGCCUGCGACGGACUGUGGGACUACGUGGACCCGAGGACCGCGGCGUUACGCGUUUACAGACAAGUGAAGCAAAAUCCGCACGAUCUCAAGUACGUGCACCAGGCUCUUCUUCAGAGUGCGAAGCGAGCGGGUUCCCAGGACAACAUCACCGUGAUCGUGGUGUUUCUGACACCGCCGAUCGAGAUCGCCUCGCGACAUAUAACGUGUCCACCACCGAAUGGUCUACUGAACAACAUGGAUCCGAACAAUCCGUCGAGCGAGUUCGAUAAGCCCUUCUUCAGGUCGCAGCAGCUGAUCAACGCCGGUCUGAAUCAACAGACGGAUUUCGACAUCGGCGUCGAUCGCGUGUCAUACGACGAGAACAUCGCCGCGAGCAAUGGGAAGCGCAGAGACAGCGAUAACGAUUACGACUUCUGCGAGGAGAUGGGUCCGGAAACCGAUGUUGAUGCUGGCGAGGUCGUGCAUACAACCCGCGACGUUCUGAAUCUCGAGUCUGCAACGACAGACGUUUCUGUGAAGACGCCGAUCGAGAUCGUUCCGAUUACAUCGGAAAAAUACGUCCUCGACAGAAAUGACAACACCGGAGUAAACGAGGAGGAAUCUUCGAAUCACGAUAACGCGAAUGUCUAUCCAGCGGACCCGAUAGACAAUCGUGAGCUUAUGGAUCAUCACGAUGACAAACCUCUCGUCCAAUCUUCUGACGCGAACAACUCGGGUGACGACGACGAGUCGCCACGUGCUGCUAGUUCUCUGCAAGCUGCUAAACCUCUUCAGCACGAACUGAUCCCUGAAGCGGAGAAUGUAGCAGACAGCGAGGAUUCCGAGGACGAAGAGUGGAAUUAUUAUCGUAUCGAUCGAGACAAGGAAGAAUCUAGGAAACAGACAGAAGAAGAGUCUCGUGAGGACGUUCAAUCGUCGAGUGUACAGGAAAGUCCCGAUUCCGCGAGAGCUAGCGUGGAAGUUCAGGAUUCAGAUCCCGACAUCGAUAAUAGAUGCAAAGUAUUGGAAGAGGAUAUCUCCUUACCUGAGCUUAUCGACCUUAAUAUAAGCGACCAAUCGAAAACAAGCGGAGAGGCUCACGAGAUAGGCGAGGAGAAAACUCAAGAUCUGGAAAAUAAGGAAGACAUGGAUUUCCAAUUGAAUCCGGAGGCGGCCGAAUUUGUACCAUUGUCACCGCCGUUGUUAGGCAACAGGAGCUUGCAGGAUUAUCCCAUCAGCGGCUCUCCUUUCAAACAGACGCCGGCGAUGGAUGACAUUCCUGUGCCAAGUGAGAGCGAAUUUGAGGAAGAGGUGUGUCGACGACCGAGAGAAAUAGACGAUAAGGAUGAACACGCGGACUCGCAACAGAAUAAUCUGCCGGGCUUGGACGAGUCUGAGGUAUCGUCAACCAAGGCCGAAGCUGAUGAUGAAUCUAUUGCGCGUAUCAUGUCGACUACUCAGUGGCAGCCGACGGAUAUUGCCCAGUGGGACGCAAAACCGCACGACUUGGAAUCCGAUUUACUGGAGGGCGAUAUUGUCAGCAAAAAUAAUCCCAUGACAAUGUCGCUUACUCCUGGCGACUUCGAAGUGGCGUUUGAGCGAGGCGUCGACCUUAAUGCCAUUCAUGAUUUGAACGAUAGCACAGAAAGCGUCGAGCCGUCGAGCACACCCCCGCGUUCACCCGAAUUGCACUCGAGCGAAGAACAGGUCUGCACACCUUUCUCGGACAACAAAGACAUUUUAUGCGCGUCAUCGACGCCAUCGACACUGCCCGACCUCAAAGAUUUGAGAAUUUUAACGUCCGACGUCGAGGACGAAGGUGAACGUCCGGCCGCCACUGCGGAACGUUUAGCUGCGGAACUUGGGGUUAGUUUCAUUUCGAAAGAAGACAAUCCCGAUCUGAAGGAACAGCUUAAUACAGAAACGAAAUCCUCCGUAGAGGAAACUAAAGCCAGAGAAGAGUCCUUUAACUCUGAUGCACACAGCUCCGAAUGUGAAUAUAAAACCGCGAUCUACGAUACAAACAAUAGUGUAGAAACUGUGAUUGAGAAUGAAAAUCUUUCUACAAACAAGAAAUCGAAAACAGACGACAGUGAACAGAUGGUAUCUAAUGAGUCUGAAAUGAAAAAUGAUCUAUCUGAAGUCGAACCAGAAAUGAAAACUGUUCUAUCUGAAGUCGAAUCAGAAAUGAAAACUGUUCUGUCUGAAGUCGAACCAGAAAUGAAAACUGUUCUAUCUGAAGUCGAACCAGAAACGAAAAAUGAUCUAUCUGAAGUCGAACCAGAAACGAAAAAUGAUUUAUCUAAAGUCGAACCAGAAAUAAAAAAUGAUUUAUCUGAUGAAGUCGACCGAGUAACAUCGACAGAACAAGUAGAUUUAUUGGUGGAUAAUACCUCUGAUAGUACUGAGAAAAGUGGAAAGCAGACGGCAUCGAAGAGUUGUAUUUUUCAUGAGAAACACUUGCCUACGACCGUAUCCGAGCAGGAGCCGAGUGCUAGAUCAGACUGCUUGAUGAUAAAAACAAUUGAGCUGGAUAAUCGCAUUGUCAACACUAUGUCUGAUGUAGAGCUUCUUUCUGAAAACAAGAAAAACUUAGAAGAAAAUGAACAAGAAGAAGACCUUGAUGUAAGAACGUUCCACAAAAACGAGACUGAAUCGAACAUCAGGAAAAACGUUGAUACAAUAUUCGGCGUGCCAAAGAAUGCGACCAUUGAUACCCAAGCACUGUUUCAAACAAAUUACAACGUUUCACAUAACGUAGAAGGGUUAUACUUAAAUAAAGAAACGGAAAUAUCAGAUGAGUCUAACUGGGCGGACUUUUAUAAUGACAAUAAAUCGCAUAUACUUAGCAAAAACUUCACUUCUUAUCCUCCUUGUUCUGAAUUUCAGACAAAUGAUUAUAUAGAUCACUCAUAUGACUUGUGUGAUAAAGACACUGAAGAUGAAGACUCGAACCAGAAGGUUGGGAAAAGCGAGGAGGUAUUGCCGGAAUCGCAGAAAGAUAUCGAAGAAAAAACAGAGACUCAAUCCGAGGAAAAAGAGAAGACGGUUGUUGAGCCACCUGCCGUGACGAGCACAUCUAAAAUUUUAGAAUGCGACUCUGUGGAAAAACAAGUUUCUCCCACAUUAGCGGAAGAAUCUUCGAGCGAGUUGCGACAAAAUGACGCUUCGGAAAAAAGCGAAGUUAUCGUCAAAGAAACUAUUGCCGAGAACCACAGUCUUUCGCCCACAGAAGAGACCGUCAAUCUUCCGUCAGAAGGUACUACGUCGCUGGAAGAAAAAGACGUUAUCAUAGAAAAGAAAGUGUGGAAGUCCGGAAGAAGAUGGGAAGGCGAUCAAAUUGCGAAAAUCGAUGUUGUUCCAAUCGUAGCUCCAACCAAGCCGAAGACAACGGACGCAAAACAUAUAACAAAAACUACAACAACGACAGCAAAAACUGCAUUAACGACGGCAACGAAAUCGCCCACUUCACCAUCCAAACCAACCGCACGAACGACCGCGACAUCGAUAACGGCACAAUCGGCCGCCACCAAGAAAUCGACCGCGAGCACCGCGGCACGUCCCAAGCAAUUGGUGGAAGGAUCAGCUAAAGCGACAGUCUCAAGUAUCAGCGGAAAAACUACCGUUACGAAAGCAACGACGACGACUAAGACGACAACGACAACAGCGACAAAAUCCCUGCGUGCAACCGUUAGCACAACGAAACCGAGAACCAGCACCACGUCCAAGUUAAACACGUCGAUCGAGAAGAAACCGACGGCGAGCGGCGAUGCGAAGUCUGUCGGUAAAACGACUGCUGUCAAAUCACCGAUUUCUGCUGUGAAAACCGCUACCAGCAGCGCGACCGCAACCAAGACCACGUCUAAAUCUUCAACAAUACCAACGACAAUCACGUCAACCAUCAGCGCCAAAUUGUCCAACACAGUGUCGAAGUCUAGACCCACUUCUGCCACUGCAAAACCAUCUCCAACGACGUCGAAACAGUCGACAGUCAGCGGUUUUGCGGCGGCUGGCGCGUCGAGGCCGAAAACCGCACCGACGACCACGUUGAAAUCGCGCGAGAGCACUGACAAAAAGACUACCGCAAAGCCACUGGUGGACAAACAGAACAAGGAAACUGUCAAUAAACAGAUAUCUCGUUCUGCAACGUCUAAGACCGGUAGUCGCGCCGCCACUACGACCGUCAGUUCUAUCGUCGCGAGCACGACCGCCGCCGCGAAGCCGCGCGUAUCGUCUGCGAAAUCGACUUUGCCGGCAAAAAAGACGUCCUUAUCACCGAAGGUCACGUCCUCGUCACCGAAAGUCUCUUCUAUCGGAAAGAAGAAUUCGUCAUUGAGCGAGGCUAAGAUAACGCAGAACGGAAUCUCUGAUGGCAAGGAAAUCGCGAGCAAGACCGGCAGCGUCGUGACGAGUGAGAAGCUCGAGGAAGACGUGCCAAAAAAAGACGCGCCCACGCCCACGAUCGACGUCCCGGCCGACAAUCAGCUGAUCAUAAAUUAAAAAAACGACCGACCGAGCGAGUUUGUCAAGAUCGCAUUAUUGUCGUUGCCGCGACAUGCCACGUUGGCCUAAAAAGCGUAGUGUUGGGGUUGUCGCGAGCAAAAAAAAAAAAAAAUAAAUAAAACGUCGAAAACAAACAAAAAAAAAAAAAA